Messenger RNA from Cylicostephanus goldi, 935 nucleotides. Lineage: Eukaryota; Metazoa; Nematoda; Chromadorea; Rhabditida; Strongylidae. The record is from the annotation of a GenBank genome assembly.
AUGCAAAAGAGGCAGAAAAGGGAAGGCAAGACUGAGAAACAAACUUCGGAAUUGUUUGUCCCGGCUGAAAAUACGGAUUAUUUUGACAAAGUUUGUGACCCUGUACCUGCUGCUAAACGAAGUGCCGUGGAAGGCGUAACAACCAUCCCACAGUCGAAUGCCAUAGACACGAAUGAGGAUGAUAGGGUGACUUCCCUUGUUCGAGCCGAUGAAGAAGAAGUUUCGAAGGCAGUGGAGUACAUAAUGACCUCGACUCCACCGGAUGAAGACGAUGUCACUACCACAUCCAACAUCGUUGGUCAGAAAGAGACCGAAGCCGAAGGCACUGUGAUUGACGACAUUGCUGAGUUUGAGAAUGCACAGCGAUCGCCCAGACUAAGUUCGGUGUGUCACAUGUCAGGAAUAAAUGUAAAUGUCGAAUUUGCCAGUCCUACCUCAGGAUCAAUCUACAUCAAGGAUCAUUUUGCCACUUGCCGUAUGGAGUUUUCGAACGCGACAGAAUCAUUUCUAAACAUACCUUUUCCCACAAACGAUGAUCCAAAUCCAAAAUGUCCAGGAACGGAAAUUGCACCAUCGAUGUGGUCAUUUUCUGUCAUCGUCCAGAAAAAUGACAUGGGUUCACCCUCAUUGGUAACCUCCACGGAUAGAAUGUUCAAUGUAUCGUGCGAUUAUACAGAGAUUGAGAAGGAAAAGGGUUCGACAACCAUCACUAGCGAAGGAGGCAACGAAGUGACAUCUACUCGUAUUGAAAUGCAAAUUCUCAGAAAUGGUCAUGCUGUUACUACGGUACCGCUUGGUGAAGAAGUGGAACUCAAAUGGACAAUCAUUGACACAACAGACGGUCUCGGUUACUUUGUGGAUGAAUGCAAAGCAGAGAGAGUUGGUGGCUCACCACCGGAGCCGGAACCACUGAAGCUUAUUGAAAAUGGGUAAAA